GGGGAGCCCCGCUCAGUCGACAUGGCCCGGCCGCCGCGCACCCCGCUGCUCCUGCUCGGCGCCGCCGCGCUGCUGCUCCUGCUGCCCCUCUCCUCUUCCUCCUCUUCCUCCUCUUCCUCCCCGGCCGAUGCCUGCGGGCCCUGCGAGCCGGCCACCUGCCCGCCGCUGCCCCCGCGCGGCUGCCCGCUGGGCGAGACCCGCGACGCGUGCGGCUGCUGCCCGGUGUGCGCGCGGGGCGAGGGCGAGGCGUGCGGGGGCGGCGGCGCGGGCCGGGGCCACUGCGCGCCGGGCAUGGAGUGCGUGAAGAGCCGCAAGAGGCGGAAGGGCAAGGCCGGGGCGGCGGCCGGCGGCGCGGCGCUGAGCGGCGUGUGCGUGUGCAAGAGCCGCUACCCGGUGUGCGGCAGCGACGGCAUCACCUACCCCAGCGGCUGCCAGCUGCGCGCCGCCAGCCUGCGCGCCGAGAGCCGGGGCGACAAGGCCAUCACCCAAGUCAGCAAGGGCACCUGCGAGCAAGGUCCUUCCAUCGCGACACCCCCCAAGGACAUCUGGAACGUCACCGGUGCCCAAGUCUACUUGAGCUGCGAGGUCAUUGGAAUCCCCACCCCCGUCCUUAUCUGGAACAAGGUAAAAAGGGGUGUCUCUGGAGUGCAGAAGACAGAACUCUUGCCUGGUGACCGGGAAAAUUUGGCCAUCCAGACCCGGGGUGGCCCAGAAAAGCAUGAAGUGACUGGCUGGGUGCUGGUGUCCCCUCUCAGUAAAGAAGAUGCUGGAGAGUAUGAGUGCCACGCGUCCAAUUCCCAAGGACAGGCUGCGGCAUCAGCAAAAAUCACAGUGGUGGACAACAUCCAAGACAUACCAGUGAAAAAAGGUCUUGGUGCUCAGCAGUAAAAAUGCAGAAUAUUUUAGUCUCCACUGCUAAAAGUACCCCUGGAUAACUUCGACCCUUGUUCUUAACCCAAUAACCCGUUUCUUUUGAUCCAGUCCUCUAACAUUUUAGUUGUAGUCAUUGUUUUUUACAGAGAGAAAUAUGAAAUAAAGAUAACACAUCAAGUCUAUCUACAAAAAUUUAUUGUUUAUUUACAGAACAAAGGCAUGCACACAAUUAAACAAAGCCAAUAAAAUGCUUUUUCUUGCAACAGA
Messenger RNA from Sorex fumeus (smoky shrew), 1140 nucleotides. RefSeq names its product insulin like growth factor binding protein 7 (gene IGFBP7). Gene Ontology annotation, biological process: regulation of cell growth; regulation of signal transduction. Gene Ontology annotation, molecular function: insulin-like growth factor binding. Gene Ontology annotation, cellular component: extracellular region. The coding region runs from base 22 to 888 and encodes 288 amino acids. The record is from RefSeq and is a predicted model, not a curated record. The transcript is spliced from 5 exons. Lineage: Eukaryota; Metazoa; Chordata; Mammalia; Eulipotyphla; Soricidae.